Drosophila subobscura is the source of this 3853-nucleotide messenger RNA. Its product is annotated as putative sodium-coupled neutral amino acid transporter 11. Gene Ontology annotation, biological process: amino acid transmembrane transport. NCBI's taxonomy places the organism in Eukaryota, Metazoa, Arthropoda, Insecta, Diptera, Drosophilidae. Bases 395 to 1996 code for a protein of 533 amino acids. The transcript is spliced from 11 exons. Gene Ontology annotation, molecular function: amino acid transmembrane transporter activity. The record is from RefSeq and is a predicted model, not a curated record.
AGACACCGAGAUGGCCGCGACGACAGGACAGCGCCAACGUUAUCCUUGUUGAGAGUUUCGCAAUAUAUUUGUAUUGCAGCAGUCAGUCUCAACGAAAACGUCGAACCAACCCAAUCGCAUCGAACACCCGAUUGAACGACGGCUGCUGCUUCCUUUGAGCGGAAGCUGGAGCUGAAGCUGAAGCGACUAACUGACUACUUUAAUAAAAUCACGCCAACAACCCACCUAAACUCAACAAAACUAAAACAAGCUCUGCCGGAGCACAACUAAGGGCAAACUCAACUAAGAAAACUCGACUAAAACUGAAGCAAGAAGCUGGUAAAACUUUUACUAUUACUCGCACAAGAACUAAACCAAAGACCAGCCAAAAGCCAGACGGGGCCAACUGAGCAAAAUGAACGACAGUCGACGCAACACGGCCACAGAAUUUAGCUACAUUCUUCAGCGUCAGGGCAGCGAUGUGUCUGUUGCCGAGGCCUAUGCAUUCGAUGACUUCAACAAUCUAAUGAAGAACAACCAUCAGGCAACACAUCAGCAACAGGGACAGCAGCCACAACAACAGCCACAACAACAUCAUCAACAGCUGCAGCAACAGCAACAGCAACAGCAACAGCACCUUCCUUCCCAGCAACAGCAACCACAACAUGAUGCCACGCUGGGCGACACAUUGUCCUCGUUGCCACAGGCCUCGUUCAACUAUAUCAACUCCAUUGUGGGCAGCGGCGUCAUUGGCAUACCGUACGCACUGCAUCGUGCCGGCUUCGGCAUGGGCCUGGCCCUGCUCAUCCUGGUCGCCUACAUAACCGAUUACUCACUCAUCCUAAUGGUCAGAUGCGGCCACAUUUGCGGGCGGUUCAGCUAUCCGGGCAUCAUGGAGGCUGCCUACGGGAAGUACGGCUACUACCUGCUCUCCCUGCUCCAGUUCAUGUAUCCCUUUCUGGCCAUGAUAUCCUACAACGUUGUCGUGGGCGAUACCCUGUCCAAGGUGCUCGUUCGAUUCUUCCCCUCCUGGGGCGCCUCCAUGGGCGCCGUUCGACUGGGCGUGGUCUUCUUUGUCAAUGUCGGUGUUGUGAUGCCCCUCUGUUUGUACAAGAACGUCUCCCGCCUGGCCAGAGCCAGCUUCAUCAGCCUGGCUUGUGUCGUCUUCAUUCUGUUUGCCGUCAUCAUCAAGCUCAUGUCCGGCGAUUAUAAAGUAACGGACACUGCGGACUCAUGGCGCUUUGCUAACUCUGAUAUAAUACCAGCCACAGGCAUCAUGGUCUUUGCUUUCAUGUGCCAUCACAAUACAUUUCUCGUUUAUCAAUCGAUGCGCGACGCGACCAUGGAGCGCUGGGAGAAGGUCACCCACAUUUCGAUUGGUUUCGCCUGGACAGUGGCGGCCCUGUUCGGCAUCGCUGGAUACUCCACCUUCCGUGCCCUGUCCCAAGGCGACUUGCUGGAGAACUAUUGCUGGGAUGACGACCUGAUGAACUUUUCGCGUGUCCUCUUCUCCAUAUCCAUUCUGCUGACCUUUCCCAUCGAAUGCUUCGUUUCUCGAGAGAUUGUGCGCGCAUUAGUCCAUCGGUUCGUGCUGAAGGAGCCCAUCAGUGAGUUUACCCAGGACAAGGACCCCAACUUGGAGAAGGGAGCCAUAAUCGAUGAGUACUCGAAAGCCAUUACCAUGGCCAUCGUUUUCAGCGCCUUCAUCAUAUCGCCCAUGACCGACUGCCUCGGCUCAGUGCUGGAGCUCAAUGGUCUGCUGGCAGCCAUACCCUUGGCUUAUAUACUGCCCGGCCUGGCCUACAUCCGGAUGGAGCCGCACGCCCUCUUCAGCCGCGAGAAGCUGCCAGCUCUGGGCCUGGUGGUGUUCGGUGCCCUUGUGACCAUCCUGGGCGCCGCGGUGCUGCUGCCCGGCCUAAUGGGCGACGAAUGUCGGUCGGAUAUUGUAUUGGGCUAUUGCCGGCAGGAGUUCCAGAAUGCCACCGCCGAGGUGGCCUCCACAAAGAUGGUGAACUAAUCGCACGGGAGGAAGGGUAACCAAAUCGGAAUCGAAGCCAAACUCACAUUAUUUAAGGCCAUUAGCAAUUGGAAAUUGGAAUUGGCGGGCUGGGAUUAUUGUUUUUAAGUUCUUAAGUAUCUGAAAAUGGGUCGGAAGUCUUGAUUUAAGUCUCGGUUUUACAGCUGCACCUUCGCAAAGAAAGAAACUUGUACCUGAGUCGCAGAUACUCGAGAGUGUCUGGGCGAGUGUAAGUACAUAAGUACAUAUGUAUGUAAGUGGUAGGCAAUACAAAGUAUUGUAUUCGAGUGUGGAAGUGGAAGUGAUACGAGUGAAUCUCAGUACAAAGGCAAGCAAAUCUCUCUCUGAACGAGUUACCCUAGUUAAAUGCACCCCCACCCAUCCCGGAAACCUAUUCUUUCUGUACAUUUCGUUGGAUCCCUCCUGAUGUUGAUAUUGUUGAGCCCCCCUUCCCAAAUAUUGAUGUAGCGAAAGUUCCUCGAUGCACACAUUUAUUGCAUGCAUGAACUUGUACUUGCGACAAUUCCGAAUCAAAACCAAAUCAAAACCAAAUCAAAACCAAAUCAAAACUCAAACUCAAACCUAGAACUAGAUGUUAUUCGUAGCUUUAGCGUAUUCUGAAACUAUUUGGGCACCAAUAUACACAUGCAAAAUACUCCACUAGGAAAUAUGAAACCCAAGUUGAGAAUCCAAUCAAAAUCAAAAUCAAAACCAAAGUAUUAUACCAACAAAUUUGUAACUAUGUAUGUAAUGUAUGUAAUGUAUUUGUUAUCAGAUCAUGUAACAACGUUUUAUAUAUAUAUGUGUACAGCUCUACAGAUCGUAGACACUUGCAUAUUUGCUUUAGCUCCCGGACACGAAGAAGCUUUAUCCAAAACAUAAUCCUUUUUCAUAUACAACUUCUACUCGCGUACACAUCGAUCUGGACAGGACAACAGUUUUGAGUUGUUAACGGCACUGAAUUCUAUUUUGAAUUUACUUACACUUACUUAUAUACAACAGACAUUCAGAGACAUUUAUAUACAUUGUAUAGACGAGAUAUAUUUUUGUACAACUCUUGAUUUAUAUUGCACGAUUUUAUGUAGAUAUGUGUGUAUGUAGGGAAGUGAUUAAAGUUUUUUACAUUUACACACAAAGCUCUCUUCUGUCACUUCUUAUCUACUAUAACUCUGGCUGAGGGAAGACGAGACCCAGACCACGUCCCAGAUCCCAUCCCAGCUCCCUAACCCCCGAUUGACUCUACUCUAAGAGCUUAGACAUAAAACAUAUCAUGGCCAAGGAACACAGGACACAACUACAACCAACAACAACCAACAACAAAUGGCUUUUCUAAGAUACUAUUUACAAGAUCUAACCAACUGAAACUAUCGCUUAUACACACAAGGAAACAUUUCUCCUGUAUAUACACUCUAUACAAAUGCUCUUUCGUAUGAUAAUAGAAUCUAUAUCCUCAUAUCCAAAUCAUUCUCGUUGUUUCCUUACUCAAAAUAAACAUACAUAUGAGCAAUGAUGUAGGGACAACUUGUUUAUCGUUCGAACACAACCAAAUUGGAAUCGAAUCAAUGUGUUAAGAUGUAUUUGUUAUUAAGUGUAUUAUGCAUGUGCUCGUAGUACGUAUACCAAAUACAAAUAUAUAUUUAAUAUAUAGCCAGCUGUUUAGAGUCGAUGAAGAGAAGGAGCUAUAAUUUGUACUCAUGCGAGUAUGCGAGUGCCAUAAGCCAGAGAUAACCAAAGCAAAAGCAAAAUCAAAAGCAACAGCAAACUCGAAUCAAAUUUGAUUCCAAUUGUAUGCAUAGAUAAGCAUAUGAAAGUCAACCAGAUAUACUCGUACUCGUACUUACAGCAAUAAAGAAUGUA